This is a messenger RNA of Phyllopteryx taeniolatus (common seadragon), 2808 nucleotides long. Its product is annotated as one cut domain family member 2-like. Gene Ontology annotation, molecular function: RNA polymerase II cis-regulatory region sequence-specific DNA binding; DNA-binding transcription factor activity, RNA polymerase II-specific. Gene Ontology annotation, cellular component: nucleus. The transcript is spliced from 2 exons. NCBI's taxonomy places the organism in Eukaryota, Metazoa, Chordata, Actinopteri, Syngnathiformes, Syngnathidae. The record is from RefSeq and is a predicted model, not a curated record. Bases 439 to 1854 code for a protein of 471 amino acids. Gene Ontology annotation, biological process: regulation of transcription by RNA polymerase II.
CGGACUCAUUUUGAAUGCAUUUAACAGAUCCUCUGAGGUUGCACUCGGAAUUGCAUUCCCGGGGAUCAUCUGCUCUUCCAUGUUUCCCACCCCUCAACCUCUUUUUAUUGCCACGCAAUUACAAGCGAAGUGGAGGCUCAAUUCGCGCGCGUGCCCGCAGAUGCGCGUCCACGCCUCUCAACCACGCGCAGAUGGGAGCGCUGUUGGAUCAGAGAUGAGAUAUAACCGCGCACAUCCACGCUGCACGCUUAAAGCUCCGCGACGCUGCGAGGACGCGCCACACCUGCGUGCGUGGGAACAGCACAAGUUCUCCGCGCCCGAAUCGGACCGAUCGAAGUUUUCUAAUCGAUGGAUCGGUGUUCACAUGUUCUGGUCAUUUUAGCACUCCGGGACGGCGAGGAGUCUUAGGGAAGAGCGAGAGACUCGGAGGGGGAACAGAUGGAGCUCACCAUGGAGAACAUCCACAGCAUCUCCUCGCACUCCCAGGUGGGGAACCUGAUGAGCUCGCGGCCGUCGCCUUCCCCCAGCUCCGCUUCCCGGAAUCUGGUGUCGCACGCCCCCGGCGGGCGCUCGGCGAUGGUCUCCGGCAUGACCUCCAUCCUGGAGAGCUCCGGCGGAGACUACCGGCCCGAUCCAUCCUCGUUGUCUGGACACAUGCACCCGUCCAUCAGCAUGUGCGAGAACGCGAUGAGUCUGAGCAACACGUACACGACCCUGGCCCCGCUGCAGCAUCUACCUCCCAUCUCCACCGUGUCGGAGAAGUUUCACCAUCCGCAUUCGCACCACCACGCCGCGGCCCACCCGCGCCUCUCCUCCGGGAACGUCAGCGGCAGCUUCACGCUGAUGCGGGACGACCACCGCGGGCUCGCCCCAAUGGGCAAUCUGUACAAUCACUACCCCAAAGAGAUGUCCGGCAUGGGCCACGGCUCGCUGUCCCCGCUGCCCAGCGGCCUGGGCUCUUUGCACAACCCCCAGCAGCCGCUCUCGUCCUACGGGCCGAGCGCGCACCUUUCCGCCGAAGCCAAGAUGCUUUCCCCGGUGUCGGGGUUCGAGUCUCACGCCUCCAUGCUGUCGAGGAGCGAGCAAGAGCACCUGGCGAGGAGCUUAGGGGGCCACGGCCACGGCAUGAUCUCCAACCUGAACGGCAUGCACCACCACCCGCACGGCCACCUCCACUCGCAGCCCGGCGGCGCGGCGAUGCUGGGGGACCGGGAGAGGCACGGCCACGGCAGCGGGCAGGGGGGCGCGGGCUCGGGCAUCCAGGCGGAGGAAAUCAACACCAAGGAAGUGGCCCAGAGAAUAACGGCAGAAUUGAAGCGAUACUCCAUCCCGCAGGCCAUAUUCGCCCAAAGGAUCCUAAGCCGAUCCCAGGGGACGCUCUCGGACCUGCUCCGGAACCCGAAACCCUGGAGUAAGCUUAAGUCCGGCCGGGAGACGUUUAGGAGGAUGUGGAAGUGGCUGCAAGAGCCCGAGUUCCAGCGGAUGUCUGCUCUGAGGCUGGCCGCAUGUAAACGCAAGGAGGAAGACCGAGGACGAGAGCGCAACCAGGUGCCAAAGAAGCAGCGGCUGGUCUUCACAGACCUGCAGCGUCGUACCUUGGUAGCAAUCUUCCGAGAGAACCACCGUCCCUCCAAGGAGAUGCAGCUUACCAUCUCCCAACAGCUAGGCCUGGAGCUCUCCACCGUCUCCAAUUUCUUCAUGAACUCACGCCGCCGCUGUCCGGAUCGGUGGGACGUCGAGGAGCACGCUCAAGGGGCGCACGGCCACAUACACGCUGCUCACAGACACGGCAAUGCUAACUCCUCGCCCGUCCACCCUGGUACCUCCUCGGUCAGCAUUUUCUCCAAGGCUUGAUGGAGGAAGGUCGAACACAAGCACGGAGGACGGAGCGGGUAUAUAGUGAGCUACAGGGUGUGUGGUUGUUUUCUUUAGAUCUUAUUCAUCUGCUCAAAGUGCUUAUGACAUGAGCAGAUGAAUGAGAUCAUAUAUUUUAUUCUGAAUGUUACUAUCAGGGGUGAACUCUUCAUAUACCAAAGAUACAGUAGCUUUAAGCCCACAAAUAACUGCACGUGGCUGAAAAAAAGACACACUGUGGUUGAGUCUUGGAUAAAGGGGAUUUGAAGUAAAGCCAAGGCCUUGAGAAAGAAAGGGUUAAUUUGCUUUAGGUUUGGUGCUGGUUUGCUUUUUUUCCCCCAACAAGAGCCACACGAUGUUCCUCACAAUCAGACAGCAGAUGUGCCUGCUGGGCCGCAAUCCGCAGUAACUCAUUUCACUAACACACAAAGGACAGUGUGUGUGUCCAGUGGUUCCUUUCACCUGCUAAACACAUGCCUCCUCAAUUCUCUGCAACACUGCAUGUGUGUAUCACGCGUCUGCAUGUGUGCAACAUCUUACGUGUGCCCUCUGCAACAGUCGGCCCAGAAUAACACUGCCACCUGCUGUCUAUUUAAACCACAUCUUCUCACGUCUGUGUUCUUUGCAGUCAGAGCCUCUAUCUUGCACCAAAACAUGGCAAACAUAAACCAAAGAUGAAACUUUAGUGCAUUAGCAUUAUGCACGAGUGUCACUCUGCAAAAAAAAACUAAUACACAGAUGCGAACAACCGUAUUUCCUCAAAUCGUGGCCAGGGGCAUUUAUUUACUCAAAUGUUGAGAGUACCAGAGUCAUUAGGAUUCAGAUGUUUACUAGGGGGAGUCCUUCAUUAGUACAUUUAGAAGAUUUAACACGUUAUUCGUCUUUUUUUCAACCAUUAAAAAAAUUAAAAAAUUUAAAUAACUAUUUUCUAUUGCACUGGUCCACUGCAAAAAG